AUGAACCCGAGCCUUCCGUUUACAAAGGUUAGCAAACUUGGCCUCAACUUCCCGUCCAGAAAAAUCCAGAAAAAGACAAUUGUUCCGCUUUCAGCCAUUCCCGUCAAUUUCAACCAUCAAAGCAUCCGAGGACUGGAGAGUGGCAUAGCCAUCCGCCGCAUUAAACCUAGCACGCUCGGACAAAAGCGUGUGGCCAAUCCACAGAUUCUUCGCACACAUUUUCUUCAUGUCACUUCUGAGUCGGCUCAGUGUUCUACGACAUAUGUAAUGCCAAACCAUUCCUUCCAUGUCUUGCUGCUAGGACCAUCGCUGAAUAGAUAA
Messenger RNA from Aspergillus chevalieri, 321 nucleotides. RefSeq lists its product as uncharacterized. NCBI's taxonomy places the organism in Eukaryota, Fungi, Ascomycota, Eurotiomycetes, Eurotiales, Aspergillaceae. The record is from RefSeq and is a predicted model, not a curated record. Bases 1 to 321 code for a protein of 106 amino acids. The transcript has a single exon.